AUUGCGUGGAGGUCCCAGGGAGCCCGGUGAAAUAGUUUGAAUUGUGGUUUUCAAGUGGAGAGCCGAUAGGUACCUACUAGUCCCCUAGAGGAAGAGGAAGAGGAAGAGGAAGAGGGAAAGAUGUAAAAGCCGGGCAGCGAAACGAAAUAAUAAAAAGAACACCAGUCCGCCGGCAGACUUCUCCGGUCAAAUACGCCGAUGUGAUGCCAACGCGGUCACAUGCGGGGGAUCUUUUCUUCUGAUGCAGGCUAUCCUAUUACACGCUUGCUUUCCGCCUUCUCCUCUCAAGCGCAAUAAUAGAUCGCCCUCUCCAGGUCUCGCUUUCGAUUCUUCCCAAUUUCUGUUUUCCUUGGAAAUUGGUGUCAAAUUCUUGCCCUACUCUGUAUUGUUAUGUGGUAGCCCAGAGCUUCGCAAAACCCAGUUGCGAAAGAAAUUGGAGGUGCAGAGGAAAAUAUGAGCAGCAAUGGAGGGAAGAAGGGAGGAGGAGCGGCAGGCGGUGGCUUUUUUGCCUCUCUCACGUCUAGCCUUUCCAGCUUUGGUAACGUCAUGCAAAAAUCGGUUAACAGUCUUAUGGGACAUGAAGGCUUGGAAGUAGUUAAUCCAGAAGGUGGACAAGAUGAUGUUGAAGAGGAAGCUCAUAAAGGAAGAUGGGAGAAAGAGGAUCGGGAUAGUUACUGGAGAAUGAUGCAAAAAUAUAUUGGAUCAGAUGUCACGUCCAUGGUUACCCUCCCAGUCAUAAUUUUUGAGCCCAUGACAAUGCUUCAGAAGAUGGCUGAGUUAAUGGAGUACUCUUAUUUGCUAGAUAUGGCAGAUGAGUGUGAGGAUCCCUAUCUUAAGAUGGUUUAUGCAUCUUCAUGGGCAAUUUCUGUCUAUUAUGCAUACCAGAGAACUUGGAAGCCUUUCAAUCCAAUUCUUGGAGAGACCUAUGAAAUGGUCAAUCAUGGAGGAAUUAAAUUUAUUGCAGAGCAGGUUUGCCAUCAUCCUCCAAUGAGCUCAGCAUUUGCAGAAAAUGAGCAUUUUACAUACACCAUGACUUCAAAGCUAAAAACCAAGUUUCUUGGAAACUCUGUGGAUGUAUACCCACUUGGACGAACACGUGUAGUGUUAAAAAAAUCUGGUGAGGUGCUUGAUUUGGUGCCGCCUCCAACAAAAGUUCAUAAUCUGAUUUUUGGACGUACUUGGGUUGAUUCACCUGGUGAGAUGCUAAUGACAAAUCAGACUACAGGAGACAAAGUUGUGCUGUAUUUUCAACCAUGUGGCUGGUUUGGAGCUGGUCGUUAUGAAGUAGAUGGGUAUGUAUAUGAUUCCAAGGAAGAGCCUAAGUUAUUGAUGACAGGAAAGUGGUCAAAGUCAUUGAGUUAUCAACCUUGUGAUAGUGAAGGCGAGCCUCUACCUGGUACAGAUUUAAAAGAGGUUUGGAAGGUUGCAGAUGUACCAAAGAAUGACAAGUAUCAGUACACAUAUUUUGCUCAUAAAAUUAACAGUUUUGAUACUGCACCAAAGAAUCUUCUUGCAUCAGACUCUCGUCUUCGACCUGACCGUUAUGCAUUAGAAAUGGGAGACCUGACAAAGGCUGGAGCUGAAAAGAGCAAUUUAGAGGAAAGGCAACGGGCUGAAAAGAGAUGCAGAGAGGCCAAAUCUGAACAGUUCACUCCAAGAUGGUUCACUCAAACGGGUGAAGUUACAGCCACACCUUGGGGUGAUUUGGAAGUGUACGAGUAUAAUGGGAAAUAUUCCGACCAUCGUGCUUCUAUUGAUAGUUCUAAUAGCGAUGAUGGCAUAGAUAAAAAAUCUAUUGAGUUUAACCCAUGGCAGUAUGGGAGUGUAGAGGAGGUUGAGGGCAACGGAACUGUUGAAUGACACAUUUGUUUGCCUGUUUCAAUUCUACAAUAGCUCAAUCUUGCAAUUCUUUCCUUGUAAUGAUAUAAACCAUAUAGGAUCUUAGCAAUUUUCUCUCAUGGGAUUUGACUCCGUCAUUCUCCAAAAUAACUAUUUUGGUUGUGUAUUUUGAACUUGGUGUCAGAAAGCAGUGGGAGCUGUGUUUCUAUGCCAUUAAAAACUGAUAUUGUGUACUGUUUUUGUUUGGAGAAGAUGGGAUUGUGUUUUGGCAAUUGUAAAUUAUAUGUUUUCAUCAGAAUUAUUAUAAAAAAAUGUUAUUAAGCA
Messenger RNA from Cryptomeria japonica (Japanese cedar), 2163 nucleotides. Its product is annotated as oxysterol-binding protein-related protein 3A. Gene Ontology annotation, molecular function: sterol binding. Gene Ontology annotation, cellular component: membrane; intracellular membrane-bounded organelle; cytosol. The coding region runs from base 454 to 1860 and encodes 468 amino acids. The transcript is spliced from 10 exons. Lineage: Eukaryota; Viridiplantae; Streptophyta; Pinopsida; Cupressales; Cupressaceae. The record is from RefSeq and is a predicted model, not a curated record.